This is a messenger RNA of Dufourea novaeangliae, 561 nucleotides long. RefSeq lists its product as uncharacterized. The transcript is spliced from 3 exons. Lineage: Eukaryota; Metazoa; Arthropoda; Insecta; Hymenoptera; Halictidae. The record is from RefSeq and is a predicted model, not a curated record. Bases 1 to 561 code for a protein of 186 amino acids. Gene Ontology annotation, biological process: NADH dehydrogenase complex assembly.
AUGGUUAAUAAUUCGGAUCGAGAAAUACUUUUUGAUUUUACAACUGUAAACAAUGUGGAUGACUGGAUGGAAAUAUCUGACACUGUCAGAACAGUAGGAAUGUCAAAAGCUGUUUUAGCAUUGCAAACUACUCAAGUUUUUCAACGUGCUAUAUUUUUUACUCUUUUAAAUCCACAACCGAAUGGAGCUGGUUUUGCAGGAAUUCGAAAAAGAGCAAAUUUAAAUUUAUUGAACUUUAAGAAUAUUGAAAUCACUUGUAGAGGACAAGGUAGCAAUGACCAUUACAAAAUUGUUUUUCGACAUAAAGGUCUUGAGACAAACGAAGAUAUAACAUAUGAGCAAAUAUUCUUGGCACCAAUGUCAAAUACUACAUUUUCAACUGUAACAUUACCGUUGGCAAAGUUCAAACCGUAUUAUCGCGGACGAGAGAUACCUGAUGCAGGACCAUUGGAUACUGCAAAUAUUACAAUGCUUGGUUUACAAGUUUACGGUGGAGUUUAUUCACCAAUCAAACAAAAAGGUGUAUCAGUGUUGGAAAUAAUAAGCAUUUCUGUGUCAUAA